This is a messenger RNA of Exophiala dermatitidis NIH/UT8656, 4986 nucleotides long. RefSeq lists its product as uncharacterized. Lineage: Eukaryota; Fungi; Ascomycota; Eurotiomycetes; Chaetothyriales; Herpotrichiellaceae. The transcript is spliced from 4 exons. The coding region runs from base 1197 to 1649 and encodes 150 amino acids. The record is from RefSeq and is a predicted model, not a curated record.
CGGACUUGGCUUGUUCCCAUGUCGCCAAGUGGAGAGCAGCCUGGCGCCUCAAACCGAACCAAUUGGUGCCCGGCGCUGUGCUGCCAGUGGCAUUCCUACGGCGGCACCUCUUGUCAUCUGGACAGACAGGCCUGUGUUCAAGCUCGCCUGCACUAAAUCCACCUGAUUACAAUUCUCGGAUCUGAUCCUCAUCUUUCCGUGCGUCAUUCUGGGUUUGCUGUGCUGCAUGGCUCGAAGUAGUGAGACGCUUCAAGGAACGUCGCCCGGUUUGACUACUGCAGUGGAGGGUGGUAUCAUUAUUCGUGUGCUAUCAGUCCUAGCUGAUGUCCCAUAAAAUACAUGGCCACCUUCACGCUGAUCAUAUGCCAGCUGCGUCUGCUUCGUGUCCAAAUGCCGAGCCGUCUCGCGUGUCUAUUUCUGACCCCGAAUAUGCGGGCUGGUUGGCCCGGUGUCACAAUCGAUCGACUUGACUGGACGACAGGUGCCUUUGUGUCUGGUACCUUGCAUCAGUGAGUCGGACUCGACAAAUCACCGAAAGUUCUUGCAGGGACCGGCUGCAGGUGUUGUCUGAGAAUGGCUGGCCGCGGUGCAAUAAAUGCAGGGCUCGGGUGAGGUGCGAAGAGUUGGAGACUGCGUGCAAUCCGAGUAGGGACAAGGCCUUCCUUAUCAUCACAACGCCCUGAGUUGCAGUUGUUUGACCUUGCCUGCUCCGAACCGCUCCCUCUUGUCAACACUACUCGGUCCGGCACUGUAGGCCAACGGGCUACUGAGAUCAUGCAGCCUCGCCCGGGGCAUCAAGCUCGGAGGCCGUCCAGUAUGUGGAACUGAGUCGAGGGAAGACCCGAUGUGGCAGUCCAGGAAAGUCUGGGUCUUAUUCCCUACUCAUGCGUUUCCGUGACCUGGUCGCUCACAAAACACCAUCCCUCGGCCCGCCGAGACCGAACUACUGCCCGUAGAAUGGUAUUCUGCCCGGUCGAAUCUCCCAUCACCAGACUGGGAGCUCAGGUGUCAAUAUAAGCGCAGACAGUUCCAGGACGCCGUAAUAUUACGGGAUGCUGGGAGACAGACAUGGUACCUAGGCUUUUUGAAGCACGUUUUCUCGGAGAUGAAACCCAACCAGACUUAUGACCUGCAGCUAGCUCAAUAAUGGUGGAAGUUGCUCUGGACCGCACCAUUCCUCCCGGACAGGAUCACAGAUGUCCAUCGAUCCUAUGUCCUGCCGUUACCUCCUCCAUCAUGACUUUCCAUUGAGCAGAAGACACUAUGAUCCAACACAUUUACAAUACUUCAUGCAGUUAUCCCACUCCCCAGGAGUACUAGGGUCGUCGACGUGUGUACAGGAUCCAGACCCGCCGUCAACGCAGACCAAGGUCGUUCCAUUGCAUGAACAUGCGCAUUCCUUGGAAAUUCCAUUGCAGAAAUAUUGGUUGACAUACUUCCAAUCGCACUUCACCUCGGCAGCCGAUGCUACCUUGAGCACGACGGCAAUGACACAGACGGCGGUUUGCAAAUUGACUUUCAUAUUGUCGCUGAUGCUUCGGCGUGGUCUAGUUGUCCAACAACAGAUAAUGUUAGCAUUGCAGUUGACCUUGCAACCUUCGCUCUCAGACAACGAGAAGAGACCACCACUCACUAUCCUUUCAGCUUGAAACGGGAACCUAAGCUUAUUGGGUUGCUGUAUUUGUGGUGGCCAAAUGAUCGAACUGCCUUGGACUGGAUUUCUGCUGCUGUUGAAGAUGCGUCUCCCAACGACCUCCAGGAACCUCUACAAGCUUUUAUAUAUCCCUUGAUCUGCCAAAGCCAAGACGAUCACAACUCCAAGCCCAAAGCACCUUUCUCCUUUCUUGGAGCGGACAUCUCAUUCCUCAGCAGCGACUGCACAUCUCACACUACGGCACAUAUCAGCCAGCAGAAAAUGGUAAACGAGAGCAGAAUCAACCCCACCCUUCCCUGCGUUUAAAUUAAAAGACAAACCUACGGUGGCAAUUUCCUGGCAUAUUGCCCGGCUUCACAUAGAGACAUUCAUCUCUGGCCGAAGGUCUGCCGUCCGCUUAUCCACGGACUCCUGGAGCUGCUCAGAGCUUCCGCUCUCACUAAGGUAAGAGACACGACCCGAUAACCGCGUAGUGUUCCGGACUUUCCCGGUUAUGGUCGGCCCGUACCUAAAACACAUGAAUCUGUUACCUCACUACUAUUGAACACCCACUAUGCACUCUAUCUGAUUUGACAACCACCCUAUUGGAAUUAACUUUCAAACUCAGUCUGUAUUCUCAGAGAGGGUCCCUAGCUUUCUGGCUGCUUGGCGGUCUGGAGAAGUCGUACAUCUCUUUCCUUACGAGUGUAUCAAGGUGCCGACCGAGGGACUAGUCUUCUAAAACUCCGGAAGAAAAGAAGAGAGGACAGUAAAGAGCAGUUCCUAUAGUGCACACCGACACUCUGCCGGCCAAAUGCACUGCGAUCGAUCCGUGCAACAUCGCGAGCCAGCAGAGCCUGUUCUGUCUGCACACCGCUGCCUCAAAUACAUUAGUCGGGUUAUCUGUCACCCACUGUCCAGACGUCCAGCCGUUCCGAGGACGGCGGAAGAUAAACAGUGGCUGCUCAAAUGACACUUUUGUUCUAACCCAUGAGCCUCAGACCGGGCUCGCAAAGCGUGGGCGGCGCGUCGCUUGUAAUAGCCAGCGACUGCCGCAAAGAGCCACAUCAGGUGCGGUAGUCGGUCGGAAAGUAGAUUAUUCGGUCCCUGGCAGUGCUCGCUCGGCGAGGCUCUUCUCUUCCACCUCGCUAAAGACCACCAUCGUCUAUGCGACCAAUGUAUACGGGCUCAGGUGUGCAGUACACCCUCUGGCUGGUUCAGGUCCCAGCACCGGCACCAGUCCGGAACCUUGGAACUGCCGACAUUUCAUAAGACGCACAACUCCGGAGACCAACAACAGUAAGAGUCAAGAGCUGUAUGAUCUACAUGGAUCCGGAUGAGCCUUGUCAUGUGAUGGAAAAGAGCUAUCCUGAGAGAACAAAAAGGCCGAAACCAAUCGGGAAGCCAUGGGGAAAGGCGGCAUCCGGGAUCUGUGGUUGUGUCGCAGGCCAGCUCAGGUGGUCUUGGACCUCACCGGGGAGUCGAAAGUCGAGGUCCCUUCCCUUUUGAUUACUGCCAUCCCUGUCGCCCGCAAUAACGAUAACAGGUACACCACUGCUCUGGCUGAAGCCGUUGUGCGACAAUCCCCUGCUCUGGGGCCAGCCUCACCCGUACCAAAGCCAGUAGGCUUAAACCAAUGAUCCUGCUAACGCUCCCGGUCCGACUCGGACCAGCAGCAAGCUCGGUUUCGCGGGUAGUAGGACAUCCACAGGCCGAGACCAAAAGAAGGCAAGUGGGAAAGGAGCAGACAGGUAUUGAAGACUCAGAAAGGAGCAAUCAUCACACUUUCCUCGGAGAUGUACAGGAACGGACCAGGAGCACCAAGAGUCUGCUGAAAGCAGCUCAAGGACGACCAAUGAAUAGCUCCACGAGGCAAGCAUGCUGGAUCAUAAGUCGGUGAGACACCCCAAGGCGAUUGUCCUCGAUAUGGUACCCUGCAUGACGGAACUGGACCCAGGAUCCCCGCUUGGUAUCGACAUAAACUCGGCCUCAACGUUCCUUCACAACCGGGAACAUAUUCUGCGCCCUCCGAGUGGGAGGCAUGGAGGCGACUCCGCUGGAUAAUAUGUCCACAUACUGUACCUAGUUGUAAUACUUGGUACGAAACUCAAUAUUCGGGCGGGCGUCGGCUGUAGAAGAUUUCCGGUCCCGCUACUUGACCAUCCCUUGAUUCCCUUCUCAUGGUGUCUCUCAGAAGUCCGAGUCUUCCGCAGAAGCGCUGCGUGCGGCUCUUUCAAACGGUCGGUCUGGUCAAUUCUUUACCUACCUAUUCAUCCACCUAACCAAUAAUGUCCAGUAAGAUAUUUCAAUAUUUCGAGGCCUCGGAAAAGGAAAUAGAACCAUACCCAUCUAUCUGCAUUGGGGGAGAAAGAUAAGCAACUUAAGUCUCGGGUCGACAGUCGACACAGUACACUGCGUCCAUUCCUCUUGGAAACUAUUAGGUAUGUUAGAUCCCGUCGACAAUACACUGCAGUGCAUCCAAUCUUGUCUUGCCAAGCAAGUACCGUGUACCUACCUACAUACCUCUAUACCUACCAAGGUAGGUACCUACCUAGCUGGCCUGCAUGUGUCGGCUCGAUCGAGUUGUUUCGUUCUCUUCUCUGGGGAACCUUAUAUUUUGUUUCUGUUUCCCAACGGAUCGCAUUGGAUAAAGGGGAAUAGAAUGAACAAGUAUGCAGGGUAACGUGGCAGGGCUUCUCGCCCAGGGAAACGCAAGGAAAGGCAAGGAAAGGCAAGGCAAGGCGAGGCUGCGAGAAAUUCGGAUUCGAGAGCAAGACCUGACUGGGCACUUCUAGGUUAAAGUAGAUACUGUACUGUAGCAGUACAGCGACAAGACCGUCUUUGUUGAGUUGAGCGAGCGACUGGACUGGACUGGACUGGACUGGACUGGACUGGACUGGACUGGACUGGACUGGACCGAGAGAAUGAAUACCUACCUAGGUAGGUAAGCCCAUACAGUUUAUUGCAUUGUCACUGUGAAUCGGUGUGUAGUCACUUCAAACCGUGAUAUUCAAGUUGGGGAUGUUCCUGGUAUGCAGAGUUCUAUAUGCACUGCACUGCACUACCAAUAACUGGCACCGUGACUGGCAAUGUCCACACCGCCACCACCAACAAAAAAGAACGCAGAAAAGUUCAGUCGACAAACGUGUUCCAGAAACGCAAAACGCAAAAAAAAGACGUGGAAUAUAAAAACCGGGGAAGCAAAGGCAAGUGCAGAAAACAAAAACAAAAUAAUAUUAUUGUUGCCUCCAACAAGAUUCGAACUUGUGAUCUUCGCAUUACAAGUGCGACGCGUUACCAGGCUGCGCCAUAGAGGCUGGCGACAAACCAAAUUCUGAUUUGACCAUAUUUUG